Molecule: messenger RNA, 5968 nt
Organism: Linepithema humile (Argentine ant)
Lineage: Eukaryota; Metazoa; Arthropoda; Insecta; Hymenoptera; Formicidae
Cellular component (GO): nucleus
Molecular function (GO): transcription regulator activity
Source: RefSeq, a predicted model, not a curated record
UAUCUCCGCGUCGUGGGCCACACGCUCGGCCGGUGUCGGCUCGCAUACGCGUACACUCAGUCUGCUCAGUUGUGCUCGGGCCUCGUUUGCGUACGGAUGUCAGGUGGAUAGGAGCCGAGCGAAGAUCGCGUUCGGCGUGUGUGUGCACCUAUAGCGGAGACGGAGACGGUCUCGCGCGAGUACAUCGAGUUUUCAACGAACACACAUAUAUAUAUAUAUAUAUAUAUACAUAUAUAAAUACAAGUUACGUACAUCUACUACGCGCGUAUAUAGACGUGUGUAUGUGUGUGUGUUGUACCGCGCGGUUCACGUGUGAGCGAUAGCACUGGUUAACGGUAGCGCAUCUGACGUUGUCGCCCGCGACGAUACACAGUGUGCAUUGUAUAUCUGGUGACAUAUAGAUAGAAAUAUACAUAUACGUACAUAUACUCAGAUAUACACGCAUAAUAUAUAUUGCGUGCGGUGGACUUGAAAUCUCGUGAACUCGUGUGCUCCGGAUUAAUUCCGUUAGCCGUUAGCGCGCGCGGCUAACCCGCGAGAAGGGGCAACAGAAGCGAAGAGAAGAGAGACAUACGGGAGAGAAGCGCGCGGGGGCCAAAUAGCAGCGGUGGAUCGAGAGGAGUCGCCGUGAGCAGGAAGGAAGAACAAAGAACGGCGACGUGCCACUGCCAGGCCGCGGUGGAAGUGCGGGGGCCUACGUGCGCGAGGACCGUCUUUCGUUCCCCCCUCGUCUCUCUUUAGCUCGAUAACUCUCUCUAUUUCGCGCUCAAGCUCUCACUCUCACCGCGCUGCGACUACGUGCGAACAACGACAGCAACAACAGCAGCAGCAGUAGCAGCAGCAGCGGGAGUGUUUCGUUUCGUGGUCUCGAGACGCUAAAAUGAGAUUGGAGGAGGAUCUGGUAAUUCGUAGGACUCGACCCACAAUGAUUUCCGCCAAGUAUCGCGCCCGCGAGGAACGCCGCCGUCUGCUCAAGAUCUCUGCCGGCAAAUUGAGGAGAAUCGAGGAUCCCGAGGCAAGCUUGUGCCGAUCGGUGCUCAUAAAUAACGCGGUGCGACGGCUGCAACGUGAAAAUCGGGACGAGAAGACGCGGCAUUACGGUGCAUUUCCAAUAGUGUCAUCGUACAUGGACGAGACUAGCAAAGAGAACAGCAUCGCUGGCAACCUCAUUGCCGACGUGGACGAGGACGCGUCCUCCAGAAAAAGAUUGGCCGACGACUCGAGGAACGACGGACUCAGUUCCAAGCGGCAGAGGCACGACGAUCUCGAUCUGCAGGACGACGUAUUCAGCGAUUUUUACAUUUUGCCGCCGACGCCGCGCUUGCUCUCGCACAUCGACGAGAUUCAGCCGGAACCGGAAGCGUCGCAUCACAGCAACAAUCACCACCUGGGCUUCCCGGAGGACCGUCUGGGCGGCGGCGUGGUUGACGUGCGAUCAGACAGCGGCAUCAGCAACACAAACAACUCGUCUAAUACGACGACGACCAACGACAGUAACACAAGCUGCCACUCUGUGCUUUUCCCCGGGGAUCUCGAUGAUGCGAACGCACAGCUCUCGAGACCGGGCACCGACCUGAUGGAAGUGGCCGAUGUGGUCGAUCCCGAUCGGCUCUGCGACUUCGCCAGGUUCGCCGACUCGGCGAAAACGCUGGAGGAGCGAUUGGCCGAGCUGCAGUCGCUGGACGAGCAUUUUGACCUUACCAAGUUCGAGCGCAACAACAACCAGAGCUGCGGCCGCGCCUUCCAUGACAUACAGACCUUCCACAGCUUGGUGCCAGGUCUGGAAACCUAGACGGCAAUUGCAUUGUGUUCUAUGACGCCGCCGCUGGACGUAAACAGCGACGGAGGAGACGGGGGCGACAUAAACGACUUCGUGUCGUAGAGUCAUUCGACGCGAACAGAUGAACCUUAAAAGCGCGCGAUGCAGGUGUGUGUGUGUUAUAUCGUCGAGUCGAGUCGAGUGUCGACAGUGGCUGAUGCGAUGCCCAGCCCGUACCGGAGACCAUCCGUCUGUCUCCGAUGCCGCGGGCAAAACUCGCGAAAUGGACAAAGCGGACAUUAGAAAAGUGCUCGAAAGGAUUUACUACCGUGGGCAAACGGAUGGGCAAAAUUUGUCUCAGGCGCGCGCUGUUUAUUAACACUGAAAAAUCGCGGCAAUCAAAUGUCUCCAUGUGCAGAAAAGAGAAAACUUUCUUUUUUUCAAAUAAGAAAUUUUUUAAAUCAUUCUAAAGUUAAAAAAAAUUAUAGAAAAUUCAGAAAUAUUCGAGUCUCAUCAGUGAAAAAGCUGCAAAGAUUUCAGCGUUAAAAUGGGAUGAAAAUCUCAUCUGCGGUUCCAGUGUUAAUCACAUUUCAUGCAUUCGUUAUGCGUGCGUUAAUAACAAAGUAACGUGAACUACGAGUUAGAAUUGCAAUUGAAAGUUUCAUUUCAAUUUACCGUAAUUAUUUCUCAAUUCUAUUCACAUCCAUAAACUAAAUUUUAAAUUAUGUUUUGAAAUCUUGAAAUUUAUAAAAGUACAAAUUACAAGUUAUUAUAUAUUACAUAGAGGAGGAUGCGACUCGGAAUAACAUGUAAUAAACCAUCAUAAUAUAUGUAUGGUAUCUCGGUCGAAUCAUCGCCUACGAGCAUGACUCACGCUGGUAAUAAUCUACUUACGACAUUGAGUCAAUGUUCAACGCGUAGCCACGAGAUACCUAAUAAUACAGCGAACGCACACCGCUCUUUAAUCGGCCUUUCUAUUUAGCAAUAAGUAAAAAUAUUUUUCUUUAGUUCCAGUGGCACAUACGUCAUACAAAGACGCGACCAACAAUUACGCCGCGCAAGAAUAUAUCAACAGUUUGACUAAAUUAUUGCAUCAUUCACACAUUUGUUCAAUAUGCUACUUUGAAUGUUAUAUCGGGAAUAGAUAUUUACUGCUUGAUUUUUUUUAUACUGGCAUGCGUAAUUGCUGGCUUCACUCUUUGGAUGCCGCGCUUGAUCUAUUUAUACGUCGUCGGCAAUAUUAAAUCUAUUUAAAGUCGAUAGCAGAUAGACGACAGAUUUCAACUCACUUUACAUGCAAUCAUUCUCUUUCCUUAUAAUUAUUUCUUUUUUAUCGCAAUUAUUUCCUUCUCAGAUAGAAUAAUUAUAAUAAAUUUAGUUUUUUUAUGUAUAUAUAUAUAUAUUUAGUUCUAAUUCUAAUCUCUUGAAUCCGCCAUCGUUGACGCCGCUAAUGGCGAUUUCAUAUGCACGGCCAUGGUUCAAGUGUUCAUGUAUUCGCCAGCGUCCUCCGUGUUGUCCGCCCAACCUUGCCCGCGGCUAAAUCGCCGUCGAAGCACCUUGCAGCACCGAAGCGUUAUGGAGACACGUGCCUACGUACGGUACUCUGUCGACGGGGAAUUCAUCCGGCACCGAUGCGACCUUCGGCAUGACAGGCGCGUACACACGAAGCGCGAGUAUAUAUACGCAUUGUUUGUACAUAUACAGAUAGAUUUUUAAGAGCACGUUAAGAAUAUAGGAUGAAUUAUAUUGAGAAACAACAUGCCGGUAGAACUAUGAACGCGUGCGAAAAGCAGCUUUAGUCGCCGGCAAAGUCUGAAACUUUAAAAGCGUUUCGAACGUCGAACUCGGCGCGAAGUUUCUCGGUUUUGUUGCUUUAGACAUUGCUGAAGGUAAAUGCGAUGUCAUCGCGACCCUCUUUCGCCGCUGUUUUAUUGGGAGACGCACGAAACGCUUGUAAACACGUGUCUCUGACGUUUCAAAUCCCGUUAAACGAUCUUUCUGCGCGAUUUUAUAGUCUAGGAAUUAUAGAGCGGGAAGAGUCGCGCGGAAAAUCUACAAUUAUACGACUGUAGUUUUCACGGCAAAUGCAAAAGCGACUUCUUCCCCGCGAGCUGCGUUCGAGAGCAUUACUCUACAGCGAAUCCUUCCCGAUUAGCCAUAAAGGAAAUUUACUCCUUCGCAAUGCUCAUGUGGAAACAAAAAAAAUUUCAUAUUCUUAAUAAUAAUAUUAAUCUCGUCGCUUUGAGAUGUGAGCGAGAUGUUUUUCAAAGGCUAAUGCGGGGCGAUUCAGUCCAGAGAAUGUCCUCCGAACGUCAUUUUAUAUGCGCGACAGAAAGACACGCUACCGUGUAACGCCACGACAAGCCUUAGCUAUUGUACGUUAUUGUAUCAGUUUUUUGUUAAUGAUAUUUCUUUAUGUUCGAGAGGAGUAGACGCCGUAGCGAGCAAUAGCUAUACUCCCCUACUGGUGGUUUCCUCCUUUUAUGCUAUCAUUCUGUACAUAUACGUAUUAUCGAAUGAAACAAAAGAAAAUAUCACGGAAUUCGGUGUCUUCGGCAUUUUAUUGCGGAAUCAAAAUUCGAGCGUGGGAGGAAAACCCCGAUUUCCUAUAUUCCAUGAAUCGAUAAUGCCAAAUUUGCAUCCUCCGAGCAUUUUAGUGAAACAUAACGAACGCAAUUAUGCAUUAAUAAUUAUAAAUUAUUUUUCGAUCGCUGCACAAAUCAGUCGCGAUUGGUCACGAGAUUCUUCUCGUUUCCUUAGAACGUUUUAUUUGUUAGAGCAGGACUUUCGCGAUAAAUGCAAAGCUCCUAUUCGAGAAGCGACAAUCAAGUUUAAUAAAUGCAAGAACUUUGUUCACGCGUAAAAAUAUUUUAUUAUUUUAUUAUCAACACGAAUAGAUGAAUCAUCUUGAAUUUGAAAUCACGUUGUUAAUCUUGUUUUACUCUUGGCAUUUCUUGAAGUUUCUUCUUUAUUUUAUUCAAAUUAAACUCACCUAUGAUUUAACUAUAUGUUAAGAGAGUGUUUAUUACGUUACAAACAUUAUGUUGUACAUACUACAUAUCGUAUAUUGUUUGAAGAUAAUUAAAUCGUCAUGUCGAGCGGCCAAGUAUUUCUACGAGCUCUUCACGGAUUCUGUGUAGUGCAAUAUCUUCAUUCCUCUUGUAUUUGCGUUUCUCCGUGAUGGAUUUUUAUUGGCAAUUUCUAUAUUAUUUAGAAACUGCCGCGGUUCUAUAUUUGUUAAAUCACUUUUUGUUCGUCCCGUACGAAUGUGUACUAGUUACAUAUAUUUUUGCGUUACGUUCUCUAAUGUUACAAAAUUAUACAAACCAACGAACGUGGUACUAUAUGAAAUAUGUUUCCAAGUAAAUCAAUGUAUUCAAAAUGACGCGCAAAAAAAAUCCAACAGUUGCCCACAUUUACUGGUCCGUUGGCAUGCAAUUCUUUUUUUAAUUUAUUUAUCCCUCACAAAAGUGCUAAAAGGAAUUGGAUAAUGUUUCGGAAUGAUUUGUGUCUCCCAUAUACAUGUCGCUUCUGCCGUCGACUUAUAGAUAUCUUUUUAUUAAGUUCGGAGAAACUUCUGUAGAGGAAUUUUUCUGUUUCUCGGAUAAAGAACAACGCGUGUUAAAAUCCUUCCAGCGCAAAGUGGCGAUCGUCGAAAAAAUUGAAUUUAAAUUCCUUCAACGGUACUAUUUACAAAUUUUUUGAAGGUGUUGUGAACCUAUGUCGAUUAGGAAAUGAUUCGCGAAUUAAAUAAAUGUUUUCGCGACGUAGUACAACUAACGUUAAGCAUUGUUUUCGAUAAUAUUCUUAAUCGAAAAAAUUCUCGAUCGAAAGAGUUGGUGGAAACAAAAAAAAAAAGCAGAGGAAACACUAUGUGGGCUAAGACAAUUCCGUGGCAAACGUCUGGACGCAAAUGCACAGAUAGAUCCAAACUUCCUUCGAACGCCUGGGCCAGAAUUUUUCUGAGAACGAUGUGUGCGAUGCACGUAUGGGUGGCGGAAUCCACGUGUAUAUCCCUCCCGACGCUUGAUAUACGUCGCAAAAGAAACGGCUCAGCGCGUUUACUUGUAAAUAGUCGCCUUAGCACUAUUAAGAUAAUUAGCUAUGUAUAAAGUUUCAUACGUUGUUUAGGUUUUUAGUACUAGUUAUAUCCGAGAUCAGUUACCAAUUAUAUGAACAAAUUGCAAAUAAACUGCAGAAAAACAACAA